Molecule: messenger RNA, 3076 nt
Organism: Caenorhabditis elegans
Lineage: Eukaryota; Metazoa; Nematoda; Chromadorea; Rhabditida; Rhabditidae
Gene: hrpu-2
Product: RRM domain-containing protein
Exons: 13
Coding region: 35-2071 (678 amino acids)
Source: RefSeq, marked reviewed
UUUCAGCGUAAUUUCAACGAGUUACUCAAUAAAAAUGACCGACGAGACUGAAAAUGUGCCGAAAACCGAGCAGGAGGUCCCAAAUGACCCGGAGUCUGAAAAGGAAGUGAAAGAAGAUGCAAAGGAGGAGGUAAAGGAUCUAAUCCCCGAAUUCUACUCUCAACACGGCGGAGACCCACGUUUGAUCGAUAUCGCCGCGUCUGUCUGGCUUUCUGGCAUCCCAACUGACUUCAUCACGGAUACCUAUGAGCAAUUCUGCGAGACCAUCAAGAAUAUCAUGAAAAUGGGUCAUAAGCUCGAUGUUUCCACGGUUUCAAAGAUCGUCCGAAUUCCGAAUCUGGACAGCAACGCCAAGAAUUCGGAACAUGCUCUGCGAGCGCUAAUCUGUUUCUCAGACAAGAAGCACAUUUAUCGAAUGAUGACACGUGAAGCCGAGUUUGCGAAAGAAGAAAUGAAAGUGGAAUUGAUUGAAGAAUUGCCGUCAGACGCGUUGGAAAUCAGUGAAGACGAUAAAUGUCUGCUUUUGAACGGACUUGUCGAAGCUGAAGACGCUGGAGAUGAUGUUGAUGUUGGUGGUGGAGAUGACGAUGAAAUUGAUGAAUUAAUGGAUCAUGAUGAUGAAGGAGGGCAUGAUGAACAUGAAGAAGAUGAAGAAAGUGAUGUUAAAAAGGAGGAGGAAAAAGGCAGCGAAAAGAAGGAGAAGAAGCCUGAGCCGCCAAAGAAGAAGGUUUACGAAGAUGAAGAUGAGAAGGCUCCGUUUGAAAUGUAUUGGGAUGGAGCUCCGGAAUUCCAGUGGAGAUUAUGCGAAGGACCACGCGACGAGAAAAAGCUGAUAAUCGAUAAUUUGUUGUGGGCCGAUUUGAACAAUGUCUUCAUCUACCGUACAAUUCAAAAAUCGACAACGUGUGAAAUCAACUUUCCGACUCGUUUCAAUUCCGAUGGAAAUCGUACGUGUCACGGAAAACUGACACUCUUUUUCCCGGGAAAUGUUGCAAUUAUGGAUGAGGCACUGAAGCAUUUGGUCUAUUUCCGUAGUGGAGAUGGAAGAAGAAUUAAAGUUUUUCUGCCACAAACCACAGUUUCUUUGAAACGAAAAGAGGAAUUCGAGGGAAAACUCGGAAGAGUUAUUAAGCCGACCGAACGAAUGAUGCAGUUGAUUGUGAAGAUCCUUCCUGACGGUUAUACUCCGACGCUGGAUGAAGCUUGUGCUUGGUUCCCACUUCAAGCCGUUAUUCAGUGUGAUUUGGUUAAUGAUGAGAUGGGAAAUCCGUGUGCAGUUGUAAAAUUCGAGACAGCCGAAGAAGCUGUGGCCGCUCACGCUGGAAAAUCCUUUGUGACAAUUGUCCAAAAAUCGAUGAUAACUGUAAAGGAUUCGGAAGGAAAUGAGAAAGAAGAAGAGAAAGAGACGGAGACACACUGCAAUGUUUUCAUGAGAGGAGUUGAAGCUCAUUUCGGCUCUCUGCUCACCUAUUAUGAUCAACGUAAGAAGGUAUUGGAGCAACGAAAAAAGACGGCUUCAACAGGAUCCCAACAACGUCCACAACAAGCCGGCGGAAAACGUCAGGCUGGCUCAACAAUUCGUGGACCGGCUCAGAAGAAACGUGCUCCAUCGCCAUCGCCAAAGCGGGGAGGACACAAGGAUGGUGGUGGAGCAUCACGUGGAAAUGCUCGAAAUGUAGGAAGAGGUGGUGGACAGAGAAGAUCUUCACCACCACCAAGAUCAUCUCCAAGAGGUGGUGGAGCACGGGGGGGACCAUCUUCAAGAGGAGCACCAAGAGGUGGUGGACGUGGUGGAAUUUCGAGAUCUUCUGAUAGACCGAAAUCGUCGCCUCGUUCAUCAUCAUACCGCAACGAUUCAUUCUCCUCAUCAUCCCACCACAGACAACCAGCCAGAGCUGAAGCAUUUGGCAAUUAUGGAUAUGGUCAAUUCGAGAAUCGUUACAACAGCAGCAACGUUGAUCCGUUUGGACGUCCGGUUUACGGAAAUUCUGCGUUCAACUCGUCAUCCUCGUCCUCCUCAUUCCAUCGUGGAGAUGAUCGUAGCGGAUUCUUUGAACGCCGUCGCUACUAACUGCUUCUUCUUCGUCUCCAACAACUACAAUCGAAACAUUCUUCAUCAUAUUUUACUACUUUUUAUUCCAAACAAUACUCCACGUAAAACUACCGAUUUUCUUCUUCUUAUUUAUUUAUUAUUCUCUCUAGAUCUCUUUGGUUCUGUUUCAAGUCUUGAAGAGGUCUCUUCUUUUUUUUCCUGUUUUUCUGUUUUUACCGCGGAAAUUUUGAAUUUAUUGAGCUAAAAUCGAGAAAUUUGGCUGAAAAUGGUCAAUUUUGAAGGAAAAAUUGAAAAUUUCACCCAAAAUUUGACCUACAAUUGAUUAUUUUCAGUUAAUAAUAAUUAUUUUUCAAAAAUGCUAAAUUUUGUGAUGAAAAUCAUGAAAAUUCCAGAUUCUCAUCGAAAUUUUGGGAUUUUUCUGAAAUUGUACAUAAUUUCCCCGAAUUUUUGGUAAAUUUUCCUGAAAUUGACAAAUUCUGAAUUUUGGAAUUUUUCCUGAAAAUUUAGAAUUUUUCUGGAAUUUCUGGAAUUUUUAGUAUAUUAUUGAAGUUUUAAGAAUUUUCGAAAGAAUAGGGAAUAUCCUAAUUUUUUUUUUAAAACGAAAUUUCAAUUUUCUAAAAAUUGAAAACAUUCUGAAUUUCUCCCCGAAUUUUUCUGGAAUUUUUGGGAUUUUGCGGAAAUUUUUAAAUUUUUCUGGAAUUUCAGCAUUUUUCUCGAAAAAUGGGAAAUUUUUCAAAAAAAAUGUUUUUUUGAAAUUCUCGAAUUAUGGUUUUUUUUGUCAAAAUUUUUGAAUAAUCAGCUCUUUUCCUAUUUUUUUUUGGGAAUAUUUUCAAAAAUUGUGGCUAAUUUUCAUUCAAAUCUGCAAUUUUACACCUUUUUUUCAAUUUUCUACUCAAAAAAGAGCUCUAAAAUCCAAAAUUUCCAGUCAAAAUAUCCGUUUUUUCUCCUAUAUAUUUUUUUUAUCUAUCCAAUCCAUCCUGAAAUUCCAUAAAAUUGACUCUAAAAUGAAUUAUAUUGUGCCAA